Messenger RNA from Podarcis raffonei (Aeolian wall lizard), 2768 nucleotides. It is a transcript of the gene ZSWIM2, whose product is annotated as zinc finger SWIM-type containing 2. NCBI's taxonomy places the organism in Eukaryota, Metazoa, Chordata, Lepidosauria, Squamata, Lacertidae. Gene Ontology annotation, molecular function: zinc ion binding; ubiquitin protein ligase activity. The coding region runs from base 60 to 1622 and encodes 520 amino acids. The record is from RefSeq and is a predicted model, not a curated record. The transcript is spliced from 9 exons.
AGGCGGCCGGCAGUUGACGGUUUCUUUUUAAAGAGAGGCGGUUGGGCUCGACGCCUCGCAUGUCGCGGAGGCGUCUCUCGGUCCCCCCGGGGCUUAGCCGGCGGCAGGACCAGGCGCUGAGCGGCACCAUGCGUCUGGUGAGGGAGCUGGGGCCCACCGCUUUCGUCCUGCAGGAGGAAGAGCAGCGGGCGGCGGAGCACCGGGUUUUUCUGGGGAAUCCUCACUCGUGCAGCUGCUCAAUAUUUGUGAAAGAAAAGGAUCUUUGUAAACAUAUCUGCUGGUUAUUGCUGAAAAAAUUCAAACUUCCCAGAGACCAUGAAUAUGCUCUACAGUUGGGUCUUGUGGAAAGAGAAAUUAACCAAGUGCUUCAGGGUCUACAAGUUGCUCCCCAACCAAAGGUAUCUGCUAAUUCCACCAAGGAGCUGCAAACAGCUGAUGAUGGGUACAUUAAACAAAAACAAAUUGAUGAUGAGGAUGUGUGCCCUAUUUGCCAGGACAAGCUGCUGAAGAGAAUGCUUCCUGUCACUUACUGCAGGUUUGGUUGUGGCAACAACAUACACAUAGUAUGUAUGAAGAUCUGGGCUGAUCAUCAGAUCGAGUUAGAAAAAGAUUCUUUGGUGAAGUGUCCCCUGUGUAGGGAAGAUUUUGCACCGUUGAAACUUAUAUUGGAAGAAUUCAGAAACAGCAAAAGACUCAUCACUGUAGCAGAGAAGCAGCAUCUUGACAGACAUCUUGGAAUCCCUUGCAAUAAUUGCAGGGUAUGUCCCAUUGAAGGCAAUUGUUACAAGUGCACCGAGUGUAGUGAAUAUCACCUAUGCCAUGGAUGUUUUAGAAGAUUUUGUCAUCCUUCACAUAGCUUUGCUUUUCGUGAGAAAAGGAAUCAGAGAUGGAGGUCAGUUGAACCAGUAACACAACUAUCAACUUCAGAAAAUCUGCAGAGUUUUACUCCAGAGAACUCUAAAGAGGAAAAACACAGGGAUAACUGCAUACCAGAGGGUAUAAUAAACUCAUUACCUACUGUGCUGGUUGGAAGAUGUAGCAGUUUACUUGAUCCAGGCUUGCAAUGUAGACUCUGCUUGAAGAUCUUUCACCUUGGCCAAAUGACAAGAUUCUUGCCGUGUAAUCACAAGUUCCAUAGGAAAUGCAUUGACCAUUGGUUGCACAAAGAAAAUGCCUGCCCUAUUGACGGACACAUUGUGUAUAAUCCAUUAACCUGGGAGAAUGUACGAAGCAAAGGCAAAGUAACACCAAUUAUGUCUCAAGCAAAGAAUAAGUUUACAAAGCAGGAUGAGCAGGAGCUUUUUAUACCAGGGACAGGAUUGCUUGUCAAGCAAAUGAAACCUGGCCAUGUUCUUGAGAAGUCUCAAAGUCAAAUUCAAGUGCGUUGUAAGAAGAAAAAUAAUUCAGAAUGUGAAGAGAGUCUAACACGGAAUGGCUUCAACUGUACUUGUACAAGAAGCUCUGCUUCUAGCCAGCACAGUACUCAGAAAAUCAGAAAUUUGAAGUUUUCUAGAUAUGCUAAGGGUUUGUCUCUUAUUCCAAAGCCUCAUGCUGAUGUGUUUACACAGGAGGCAAUUGGCACUGCCUUGAGAGGUUUAUCUGUAACUCGAAAUGCCUUUUAAAUUUCCAUUCUGUGCACAUUUACUUGGGAGUAAGCCCCAUUGAACUGAGUAGGACUUACUUCUGAGUAAAUGUUUAUAGGAUCAGGAUGCAAGUUUAAGAUAUUUCAAAAGAACUAUUUGAAUUUAUUAUAUUCUUUUUCGCUCCUAUCUCAUAUUAGGAGGAAUCUGCGAAAUAGCCAGCUUGGCUUAACUCAGUACUUAAUCUUACAGCAAAUUAUGUCUGGCAACAUUAUGCCUGCACAAGUCAUAUACAUCCAUAUUGUUUCCGUUAAACAUGAUGAGAAAAAAAUCUGUUAAUGUAUAAAGCAUUAAGACAUAAAUUUGCCAUUUAAAUUUUGACAUUAAUAAAAAAAAAUUCAUUUGAUCCUGCAUAUCAAAAAUUAGAGAGGAAGUCAUGUGCACAAAUGACUGCUGUGCAUGUUUUCCCUCCUGAUUUAGCAGCUGGAACUGCAGAUAUGUGCCAUUUUAAAAAGUUUUGAAGCAUCAUAUAGUGGCUGCUCAUGUGGGCAAAACAGAGGGUUGAGGUUUUUCCCUCCCUCAGGUUUUUACUUUUAAAAAGUUUACAUAUGUGCUGUGUUGAAUUGGAGCCACUACUUCUACAGCACUUCGUUUUACGUAAGUACUCAGAAACAUGUAUAGUGGAUGAAUGAACUCAGAACUACACCAUAAGGCACCAGGAAGUUUCAAGCAAAGGUUCAGAGCAUAUCAUAAGGAGCCUGAAAUUGCAAGAGAAUAGGUAUUAAUGAAGAAUUCCUUAAUUUUGAUCCCCUUGCCUUGGUUUGUCAGGUGAGAUUGUUUUACAAAAUUUGCGAGUAGCUGCUGGGUAACAUUCCUAGGAAUGGAAGCCAAGCUUAGCAUAUCUGCUGCUUUGUUAAUUUAUAUCUGUUUUUAUUAAUACAGCUCAUUUAUUGGGCAAUGCUUAUUUCAAGCAAGUAUACACAGACCCUAAUGUGCAUCCUUAAAAUCAGUUGAUAAAAACAUGAAUCUUCUUUGUUCAUAGAAGUGGAAAAAUGAAUUAAAAUAUUAUCUUCCACAAUGAAAGAACACCCAGCUUUAUUUUGUAACAUCAAGAAAAAAAUUAUUAACUAACAUGUCUCUAUGCAUCUUUUGGUUUUCAUUAAAAAAAAAAAAUACCAUAAGGUUCCA